Molecule: messenger RNA, 1848 nt
Organism: Polyodon spathula (Mississippi paddlefish)
Lineage: Eukaryota; Metazoa; Chordata; Actinopteri; Acipenseriformes; Polyodontidae
Product: KH domain-containing, RNA-binding, signal transduction-associated protein 3-like
Exons: 9
Coding region: 235-1272 (345 amino acids)
Biological process (GO): regulation of alternative mRNA splicing, via spliceosome
Cellular component (GO): nucleus
Molecular function (GO): mRNA binding
Source: RefSeq, a predicted model, not a curated record
UUGAUAGCGGAACGCAGCUGAGCGCACACCCUGCUGUCAGGACUGUACUGUACAUAUUGAAAGAAAUAACUGGGGACGCCAAUCGCUUUAACUUCUGCUAUCGAACUGCUGCUAAUCAAACUUCACAGAUCAAUGUAAACACGGGUUUUUCUUCUUCUGGAGAGCAUACAGCUGGAGAGGAAUACUUCUUUUGUAUUUCUUUUUAAAUUAUUGUUAUUAUUUUGGAUAAAAGGGAUGGAUAAUGAAAAGUACUUGCCGGAGCUCAUGGCAGAGAAGGAUUCGCUGGAUCCAUCUUUCCUGCACGCUUUACGACUGGUCAAUCAAGAAAUUGAAAAAGUACAGAAAGAUGAAGAGAAAGAAGAUGAGAAGUUCAUUGACGUAGUUAUCAACAAGAACAUGAAGCUAGGACAGAAAAUAUUGAUACCAGUGAAGCAGUUCCCCAAAUUUAACUUUGUUGGCAAACUCCUGGGUCCACGUGGGAACUCCUUGAAGAGGCUACAGGAAGAGACCCUCACGAAGAUGUCCAUCCUUGGAAAGGGUUCCAUGAAAGAAAAAGAAAAGGAGGAAGAGCUUAGAAAGAGCGGAGAAGCCAAAUACCAGCAUCUCAGCGAGGACCUCCAUGUGCUGAUUGAAGUAUUUGCUCCACCAGCAGAAGCCUAUGCCAGAAUGGGACAUGCGCUAGACGAGAUCAAAAAGUUCCUCAUUCCAGAUUACAAUGAUGAAAUCAGACAGGCACAGCUUCAGGAGCUGACGUAUCUCAAUGGAGGAUCAGAAGAUGCAGAAGUGCCAGCCGUCAGAAGCAAACCAAUAGCAAGAGGCAGAGGCACACCCACACCAGGGCUGCCCAGGGGUAGAGGAGGGGUCCCUCCACCCCAGGCAGUGGUACCCCGUGGUGCUCCUGCCCCCCGGGCAGGCCCUCCAGGUCGAGCUCCCAUGACGACAGGACGUGGCCUCCCUGCACCGAGAGCCAGAGGGGCCCCCCCACCUACUGGAUACAGACCCGUUCCACCCGCUGCACAGGAAGCCUAUGGAGAAUUUGAGUACGACAAUGGAUACGGCACAGCCUACGAAGAUCAAGGUUACGACUCCUAUGACAACAAUUACACUGAUCAAGGUCAAAAUGCAAGUGAUUACUAUGACUACGGACAUGGGAUAAACGAAGACUCCUACGAUUCUUACGGCCAAGAAGAAUGGAGUAACACUCGUCACAAAGCGCCUCCAGUGAGAACAGCGAAGGGAGUUUACAGAGAACAGCCGUACUCCAGAUACUGAACUCUGUGCUGUUCAAAGGAAUAGCUUUUCUAUGAACAACCUCUCAUUUUUAUUGAACUGUUUAAAAACUCUGAAAGAGCCUGGGAUGUUGGAUUAACCACAGCCAUGGAGCCAUCAAUCAACUGAUUACUCUCUGUAAUGACAGACCUUUUUCAAGGAAAGAAAAUGUAUGUUGAAAGAUAUAGGUAAACUAACAAUUCAUUAUUAACUGGUAUUAAAAAAAAACAAAAACAAUAUAAGGCUAGUUUUAGCUAGACGUAGAAAUGUUUUCUAAAUAUGUUAUUUAGUCUUUUUUUAAUCAUGCAGGAUUGUGGUAAAAAAAAAAUUCUUAGUUUGGUUUUCUUUCUUUCUUUUUUGGGUUGGUGGGAGGUUGGGAGAUUUGGAGGGUGAUGGGUCUAGCUUCAUCCCUUGUAAAUUUACCUUAACAGGACAGACACAAAUAAUGAUAACCUCAAGAUGCAAACAAUGUUGUGUUCUUCUUGUUUUGUAACCAAACUCUUCAAAUGUUCUGUAGUUUUGAGCAUUGAGCUUCUUCAUGCUUGAUGGUAAAUAAAACUUUUGAAAGAAAAUGAUUUU